GUUCGUUGGAAUAGUGAGCACCGCAAGCGCGUGCAACUGUUGAUAUAUAUAUAUAUAUAUAUAUAUAUAUUUAUAUAUUUAUAUUUAUAUAUAUAUAUAUAUUGUCAAGUAUAUCGGUUCGGGCGAAUUUAUUUUUUUUUUUUGUUCCGCCGCCGCCGCCGUGCAGUGGGAGCUCUGAGUCCUUUCAGUAUUCGCGUCCACUCGUCCCCCGAAGGAAAUUAUUAUUGUAGUGUAACCGGUGGCGCAUAUUGGUUCUUACGCGUCGUCACACAGUGUUGUCGCCGAGAAGAAAUCCCUCACAGCUCCGCUACCGCAAAACGAUUAAAUAUAAUUAAUAGAUAUACACACAUAUUACAAUAAUAUUACAGUCUAUUGAAUAUUAAAGUCUUACACCGUCGCCAGCGCCGAACCGAAGAUUCACAAUGUCUUUCUUUCAGGAGGAGAACGACGAGUAUGAAGACGUGAGCACUGUUAUGGUUCGAAACUCUCAUCUAGAUCUCAUGGAUCAAGAUAUUUUAUAUCAUUUGGCUCUAGGAAGUGGUUCGCAUGAUCUAAGAGCCAUGUUCGGUGAUGUUAAGUUUGUGUGUAUGGGUGGAACGCCAAAACGCAUGGAACAAUUCGCUUAUAGAUUAAUGGAAGAAAUAUCAUACAAAAUACCUACAGGUACCACGUUACAGGACAUCAGUCGAUAUUCGUACAGAUAUUCAAUGUACAAAGUAGGCCCCGUUUUGUGUAUAAGCCAUGGAAUGGGCAUGCCUUCAGUGGGAAUCCUUUUACAUGAGAUCAUUAAACUGAUGUUCCACGCCAAAGUUGUAGAUCCUGUUUUCUUUAGGAUAGGUACAAGUGGUGGUAUUGGGCUGGAAGGUGGGACUGUGAUCAUUUCCGACGAAGCCGUGGAUGGAACUCUCCAACCACAUUUGGAAUUACAAAUUUUGGGAAAAACUGUGAAAAGAAGUUCAGUCCUUGAUAAGAAACUGCAGUGGGAGUUAAAAUCACUAGCAGAACCGGAUGACCCGUAUCCAACAGUGAUCGGCAAGACUGUAUGCACCAGUGAUUUCUAUGAAGGCCAAGGACGUAUGGACGGAGCAUUUUGCGACUUCACAGAAGAAGAAAAAAUGGAAUAUUUAGAAAAAUUGAAAUUUAAUGGUGUGAGGAAUAUCGAGAUGGAAUCUUUAGCUUUCGCAGCGCUCACGCACCAUGCAGGAAUUAAAGCAGCCGUAGUUUGUGUCACUCUGUUGGAUCGGUUAAAGGGAGAUCAGAUCCAUUACCCCAAAGAGGUGUUGGACGAAUGGCAGCAAAGACCGCAGAAAUUGGUAUGCCGUUAUAUAAAGAAAUAUCUUUCAAAACGUGGUUUGAUUUUGAACAAUCACUGUGGAUCGGUGAACGUCAAGAGCCCGAGGAGGUUUAAGCUUGUCCAACAAGAAUCCGAAAGUUAUGACUAAAUCAAACGAUUCAAUACAAUACACUUACGAACGUGCGCCUCAGCACGAUACGCGUCUAAAUAAUGUAAUAUACUAUAACUGUUGAUGAUUAAAUACUACCUAUCUAUACACGAUAGUAUACGUAUUUAUAUGAUUUAGGUACGCGGAUUCGUGUUGAACAAUGCUAUUUUAUUCCAACUAUUUCUUCUUUUUAAAAACUUUUUCAUACUUAUUAUUAUUAUACUCUAUCUUUAUAUCAUACACUUAUAUAUAUUAAAU
Messenger RNA from Melanaphis sacchari, 1700 nucleotides. RefSeq names its product uridine phosphorylase 2. Gene Ontology annotation, cellular component: cytosol; cytoplasm. The transcript has 7 exons. Gene Ontology annotation, molecular function: uridine phosphorylase activity. Gene Ontology annotation, biological process: uridine catabolic process; nucleotide catabolic process. The record is from RefSeq and is a predicted model, not a curated record. Bases 423 to 1442 code for a protein of 339 amino acids. Lineage: Eukaryota; Metazoa; Arthropoda; Insecta; Hemiptera; Aphididae.